GGUUGGAGUGGGUGUCCGGGUGGUGUCGGGAGGUGGCGGCGGGCGAUGUGGACCCGCACUGCCGACUGAUGGCGCAGGCGUGCGUCAACUUGCAGGCCGACCUCGCCUCCCGCUCCCUGGCAGCCCUCUCCGAGGCCGCGGCCGCCGCACCGCCCCUCAGCCCCGCCCUGCCCUCCCUUGACCUGGCACGUACGGCAAGGUUGCUGACGUCAGCGCAGGAGCCCUCGCUGUACGGCAGCAGUCGCGGCGGCAGCAGCAGUGGGGGUGCGGCUGCGGGCGGGUUGCUUGUGACGGACGUGGGAGCGUCUUGGUAAGGCUGGCGUGGGGGCGAGGAGGCUGAGGGGUGGAUGGGUGGUGGGUAAGAAGCAGGAUACGUGUAAGGGUGUUUGGCAGUGUCUUUGACUGGUGCUGGCGCUGUGCAGGAGGAUGCGCCACCACCCACCUUACCACCUUGCUUACGGUAAACUCAAUUCCUGUAUUGUGAGGUGUGUGCAUGAUGGCUAGGCGUAGAGGAUGAAGUAUGGGCAAACACUUGCCAGAGGCGUAUCUUUGUUUGUUAUUGGUACCGGGAGACGUUGCGGCUUGCCCCGUUCACGGUUGAGCCAUCGGGGCGGCUGUCACGCACCACAGGUUGUUAGGGAUCAGUCCAGCUUCAUGAUCACAGCUUUAUAUUGGCAGGCUGCAUUUCAUGCCGUAAGGUGCACGUAACCCUGGCAGGUGCGGAACUUGAAGUGCGUGGAAUGCACCGCAUACCUGUACGACAGCACAAUGAGCAUUGUGAACAACGCUCAAGAAGGUAAAUGCCAUCCUUCUAUUUUCUGCAGGUAUUCCUUAUAGCUCAGAAGGAAAGAGAAGUGCAUUAUUUUCCCUCUAUUUACUGCCUUCGUCCAAAUGAGUUUUAAACGGAAGCGCGAGACCGCUUUCCUCCUGAGCGACGAGGAUCCUGACAUUUUCAUCAAGACCGCGGAUAAGGAUGAUCUUCUUCCAGCUCAUAGCAAAGUCCUUGGCUUACUCAGCAAGGUUGCCUUGGACUUGCCCAAAGCCGCGGUUGGCAGUCAAACCAUCUUGGACUUGAGCAACGUGACGCUGGAGGGAGAGUCGGUGCCCGUUAGCGGCGCUACCGUGCGUCUCUGGCUGGACUGUGUCUACGCAUGCAUCGACAGCUCGCGCAGCAUUAAGCUGCCCAACAGCCUUAACGACGCUAAGCAGCUGCUGCUGUUUGCUGACUAUGCUGGCACAGCGGACGUCUCCCUUAUUAAGGUAGCCGGGGCGCUUGCUGACAAUCCGCGGCUCAGCCUGACCGUGCCCAUGGGCGAUCAGGGACGUACCGUGGACCUGGCGCUGAGUGGCUCGCUAUACUAUUUGUCCUCAAACAAUGAUCUCCACCACGCCCUCAUGGGGAAUUCAUUAGCCCAAUCUGGCACCCUGGUGUCAGCGGCCGACUUCCUGCCCCGCAAAGAGCAGUUCGCCUCGUCCCUGUGCGGCCUGCUGGAGGAGUGGCUGUACCUGGCUGGGCGGCUAGAGCUGGUGCCGCUGGUGCAGCGGCUGCUCGACUUCAUCCACACGCAGCUCUUUCCCGGUGGCCUUUCCAUAUGCCUGGCUGCCAUGGGGAGCGUGUUCAGUCCGCGCGUGCUGCACGCCAUGCCGCGGCAGCUGCUGCUCGAGAGCUUCCUGCGCCAGCAUCUGGGCUGCCGCAACCACGACGUCUCGUUCACGGCUCAGGAGAGAGAGGUCAACAUGCUGACGCCCCUGUCAGCAGUCUGGUUCGGCAACCCAUGCAAGGUCUCUGCUGCGCCUUUGGACAACCCCGCUGAGCCGGUCAUGGUGCUGAAGAAGCCAUCAAGCGUCGUCGAUCAUUUGGCCUACGUGUCUGUGGGGGGCCUGCGGCCAGAAACCAGCAACCGCCUGAUGCAGGAGGCGCUGUCCAAGGCCCUGGAGGAGCAGUGACACUUCCUAGAGCCGGAGUCCUUUUCCGUUCGUGGCUCCUGGGUUGCCUGUGUGCGGAUUGCCUGUCGCCCGACCGGGCAGAUAUGCAGGCAUGGCUUCGCUGGCUUGGGUGGCGAGUGUUGCAGCGGUGUGUUGUUUGCGUCAUGGAUUGCUGAGGGACAGGGCCGUACUCGACUGCAACAUGCACUUCAAGUGCAGGAAACCGACCGCUCAGAGGUAUCCAAGGUUAGGAUCAACCGUUCCCCUCGUUUGUACACCGCAGGUUGUGGAUUAAUCUUGCCGUCGUAUGAUGCAUGAUGCAGGUGGACAUGACGGGGUAAAGCCCAGCGUGCCGAAGUUUUUUUUAGGUUUUGAACUAGGCAGGAUGUGUUGCUUAAUGUUUCAUGUUCCAUAGCAUCCAUGGACCAACAGUUGUGCGCUUUGGGUUAAGGUGAGGCGGAUAGGGUAUACAUCACCGGUAUAACGGCUUUUGCACAGAGAGGCACCCCUAGAGACUAUAUCGGUAUGUGCAAUGCUCGUGUAGAUUUCAGUCGUGGCUGCUGUGGAAGGGGCCUGCGCGUGUUGCUGCUGGGGUUGCGUGCCUGAACAGGUGAAAAUGGCUUGGAGCGUGCGAAAGUACGGCGCUUUUAAACGAAUGGAUUAGUGGUAGUUUGCCUUUCGUAGUACCUUGGGCAGUACCUUGAUACAAAAGUGAGAGGAUGCAAGAAGCGAUGUUGUUGAAGCGGAAAGCUGCCAACACACGGACAUCAUAUGGCCGCAUGCGCUUUACGGCCCCUGGGGGGCUGUUGCGAGGGGCGGACUGUGCGACCUUCCGGCCAGGUGUGCCACUCGGCCGUGAGCGCUGAUGGGGUCGGGUAUUGUGCUAAGGGCUUCUGUUGAGUGGUAGACGGUUGGGAUCUUGACUGCCGCUGUACGCCGAGCCUCAUGCGGUGGCCGAACUACUGGAUAUAGUAGUAUGCAGUACAGAUGCAAGGACCAUAUGCAUGCAAGCGCCGUACAGAUGUAAC
Messenger RNA from Astrephomene gubernaculifera, 2954 nucleotides. The record is from the annotation of a GenBank genome assembly. NCBI's taxonomy places the organism in Eukaryota, Viridiplantae, Chlorophyta, Chlorophyceae, Chlamydomonadales, Astrephomenaceae.